CGUAAAUAAACGGUCCCUCAAGGAUACAAAGAUGGCCGCGUCCAUGUUCACAAUUUUGUGUAUUUAAAUCUGGUAUUUAUUGGAUAAUUGUACGUCGACAAUGUCGUUUGAGCAGGUUGAAAUCAUGCCUUUUUAAACCUGGCAAUAAUCUCCUUUAUCCUAGUCUAUUGAGCAGUUCGUUGCAACGACUGUCUGCUGUUGCACAUAUGAGUUCAAGAAGAAGAUUUAAACGUGCAUCAGAUACCAAACCAAGUGAAGACAAUGUUGAAAUACAAACAUUACGGAAACCUGGAAUGGCUCAUGACGUAGACCCAAAUGCUAUCCAUCCUGCUGUAGUGAGGUACACUCAGCCAAAGAUGAAACUGAAACUUCAAGGGAUUGACUUAACCAAGUAUACUCAUGUUCCAAUACCAUAUCCCAAAACAGGAGGAAGAAAUUGGCAUGGACAGGUUCAAAACAAGAGAGUUGGUGGUGGUGCCAAACAAAGAAUUAGACUGGUGGAUUACACACGUAAUGCUAUCAGUGAAAAAGAACCACUUGUGGAAAGAGUUCUCUCAGUAGAUUAUGAUCCAUUACGUUCUGCUGAUUUAGCUUUGGUUGCCAGCGGUAACAACAAGAGAUGGAUUAUUGCAAGUGAUAAUAUGAAAAAAGGAGAUAUAAUAAAAUCACAUAUAAAAAUUCCUCAGUAUCCAGUGGCAGCCAAAACUGGAGAUGCACACCCACUGGGCGCGUUACCUGUUGGGGCAGUGGUUCACAACAUUGAAAUGUAUGAGAAAGAAGGUGGAUCAUUUGCUCGUGCAGCAGGAGCAAGUGGCACAAUCAAGCUCAAAGUUAAUGAUAAGGUGACGGUUACGUUACCAUCUGGACGUGAUGUACAGUUAAGCAAGUUCUGUAUGGCCACAUCUGGUAAAGCAUCAAAUAUCGAUCAUUACAAGGAACAUAUUGGUUCUGCUCAGAGAAGUCGUCAUUUUGGAAUUCGGCCAUGUAGUGGUUUAUUCAAGAAAAAGACCGGUUAUCACGGACGUAAAAUGAAGAGAGUGAAGCCUGUGAUUACGUAUGAGAAAAAGACUAGAAAACCUUUACAUGAAAUGUUCGACAGUUAAUAUUUUUCUCUUCAUAGUUUCCAAAAUUUGUUUAUCACAGUUAAAUCCUGUAUGACAGUACUUACCAUUUAAGAAAAAAUGACAUAAACCUGUCAGAGAGUUUCUGUUUUAUUACGCCCCCUUUUGAAGAAAAGGGGGUAUAUUGUUUUACAAAUGUUGAUGAUUUGAUCAGUAUGUUGGUUGGUUGGUUAGGAGACCACUUCAUUUCUGCUCAAUAAUCGUAAACCACUAGACCCACAACUAUAUUACAGAGUAAAUUCACUUUCAUAAAUUUUUUACUCUCUUCCUUCUAAAACAUUGAUCAACUACUUAAAAGAAAUAAACCUGUAUUCUAAGAAUAAUCUUGCUCAUUUUAAAACCUUGCACUUACACUUUUUAUUUAGGUUUAAUAAUCUGAUGUUAACAAUAAUAGUACCUGGAGCACUAUAGCUAGUUAUGUGUAAAUGUGCUGUUAAAUCAAAACAUAGAUCAACAGCUGUCAAACUUCAUAAGAUGACCACUUCAUUGUGAGCAAGACCCCUGAUGUUUUUGGGUGCCCAUGCUUGAAGGUCAAAGUCACGGUGACCUUGAAAUCAAUGUUGAAACCGUUUUCACUCUUAUAAGAAGAGAACCAUAUCACCCUUAGCCUUCAAACAUUCAUAAGAUUGGUCUGAAAGUUUGUUUUAAUGAUAUCAUCAUCCUUUUGAGUAGAAUUCCCCUUUUGUUUUUUUGUGCACCAGUGCAUGAAGAUCUUAGUCAAUGUGGCCUUGAAACUGAGAGACAUUUAACUUAACAUGUAAUUAGAUUUAGAAGUGAAGCUAAAAUAACCAUGAAAAAUUA
This is a messenger RNA of Ruditapes philippinarum (Manila clam), 1922 nucleotides long. Its product is annotated as large ribosomal subunit protein uL2m-like. Lineage: Eukaryota; Metazoa; Mollusca; Bivalvia; Venerida; Veneridae. The transcript is spliced from 4 exons. Gene Ontology annotation, biological process: cytoplasmic translation. Bases 207 to 1103 code for a protein of 298 amino acids. The record is from RefSeq and is a predicted model, not a curated record. Gene Ontology annotation, molecular function: structural constituent of ribosome; RNA binding. Gene Ontology annotation, cellular component: ribosome.